AUGGACGGUGCAGUGGAGAGCGGGUUUCGGGCUGCACAUGAAGUUCUUCAUCAACUCGGGUAUCACGACAAAAUCUCCUAUACGGUUUUGAAGGGUUCAGUCUAUGACAGCGAGUACAAGCAACCGGUUACGACUUCAGAGCAUUACGUUGAAAGAACGUCUUAUUGGCGGCGAGGUGUUUUCUUCAUCACAGCCCUAUGCUUGGGUGUUCUUGUGUACAGCAAAAAAUACAAGUUAUCGUACACCGCAAAGGCCAUGAAGCCCCUCGAGAAUGCCCUCAUCAAGUUUUCAACCGGUAUCGACUGGCCCACAUAG
Messenger RNA from Ostertagia ostertagi, 315 nucleotides. NCBI's taxonomy places the organism in Eukaryota, Metazoa, Nematoda, Chromadorea, Rhabditida, Trichostrongylidae. The record is from the annotation of a GenBank genome assembly.